AUGGGAGGCGUCCGUGAAAAGAAAGUUGAGUACUUCGCUAAGUUGAGAGAAUACUUGGAAGAAUACAAGUCCAUCUUCGUUGUUGGUGUUGACAAUGUCUCUUCCCAACAGAUGCACGAAGUCAGAAAGGCUUUGAGAGGUGAAGGUGUUGUCUUGAUGGGUAAGAACACCAUGGUUAGAAGAGCCAUCAGAGGUUUCCUAUCUGACUUGCCAGACUAUGAAAAGUUGCUACCUUUCGUCAGAGGUAACGUUGGUUUCAUUUUCACCAACGCUUCUUUGAAGGACAUCAAGGAUGUCAUUGUUGCCAACAAGGUUGCUGCCCCAGCCAGAGCUGGUGCCGUUGCCCCAGAAGACAUCUGGGUCACUGCCGUCAACACCGGUAUGGAACCUGGUAAAACCUCUUUCUUCCAAGCUUUGGGUGUCCCAACCAAGAUUGCCAGAGGUACCAUUGAAAUUGUCUCCGAUGUCAAGGUUGUCGAAGCCGGUACCAGAGUCGGUCCAUCUGAGGCCACUUUGUUGAACAUGUUGAACAUUUCUCCAUUCACCUACGGUCUAACUGUUGUCCAAGUCUACGACAACGGUCAAGUCUUCCCAUCUUCCAUCUUGGACAUCACCGACGAGGAAUUGGUUUCCCACUUCAUCUCUGCUGUUUCCACGAUUGCUGCCAUCUCCUUGGCUGUUGGUUACCCAACCUUGCCAUCUGUUGGCCACACUUUGAUCAACAACUACAAGAACUUGCUAGCUGUUGCCAUUGCCUCUGGUUACCACUACGCUGAGAUCGAGGAAUUGAUUGACAGAAUUGAAAACCCAGACAAGUACGCCUCUGCUGCUCCAGUCGCUGCUGCUGCCGGUGGUGCCGCUGAAUCUGGUGCCGCCGAAGAAGCUGCUGAAGAAGAGGAAGAAGAGUCUGACGCUGACAUGGGUUUCGGUCUAUUCGACUAA
Molecule: messenger RNA, 942 nt
Organism: Huiozyma naganishii CBS 8797
Lineage: Eukaryota; Fungi; Ascomycota; Saccharomycetes; Saccharomycetales; Saccharomycetaceae
Gene: RPP0
Product: 60S ribosomal protein uL10
Exons: 1
Coding region: 1-942 (313 amino acids)
Biological process (GO): ribosomal large subunit assembly; ribosome biogenesis; cytoplasmic translation
Cellular component (GO): cytosolic large ribosomal subunit
Molecular function (GO): structural constituent of ribosome; large ribosomal subunit rRNA binding
Source: RefSeq, a predicted model, not a curated record